Acinonyx jubatus (cheetah) is the source of this 3647-nucleotide messenger RNA. It is a transcript of the gene CHRNB2, whose product is annotated as cholinergic receptor nicotinic beta 2 subunit. Gene Ontology annotation, molecular function: acetylcholine-gated monoatomic cation-selective channel activity; transmembrane signaling receptor activity. The record is from RefSeq and is a predicted model, not a curated record. Gene Ontology annotation, cellular component: synapse; neuron projection; postsynaptic membrane. Bases 952 to 2367 code for a protein of 471 amino acids. Gene Ontology annotation, biological process: signal transduction; monoatomic ion transmembrane transport; nervous system process. The transcript is spliced from 6 exons. NCBI's taxonomy places the organism in Eukaryota, Metazoa, Chordata, Mammalia, Carnivora, Felidae.
GCCGUAUGUAGUGGGCUGGAUGAGGCUGAAGAAGUAGGCAGAGACGGAGUAAGACGGAGCCUGCAUGUGUGGUAAGGCUGCUUUAGUCAGCAAAGUUUUAGUCGUCAGUGACAAAAAUCCACCUAAGGAAAAAGGGAAGCCUUUAUUGGCUCGGAAACUAAACGUUCCGGGCUCUUCCUCUCAAAGAUGUCACUGAGUUGUGAACCCUCUCUGUCUCACGGUUGCUCUCCUCCGGCUGGCCUGUGUGAUGUGGUCCUCGGAUCCCCUUUGUGACACAGAGGCCGAAGACUGGACUGGAGGGGAAUGGGCAGGGCUAACUGAUAAGGGCCGCUCUUGAAAGUUGCCUUCUCUUCGGGCCAGGUCUAGGCGUCCCCACCUGAGGCCCCCUGGGGGAGGGCAGGAGGUUGGCCUCUGAGAGAGCUUAUGGAGGCGGAGAACGGGACAGGUGUGUGUGUGGGGGGGGGGGGGGGAGGGGUUCUGUUUCCACACUCGCUUUUUUAAAACGGCAAGCCCAGAGUCCCCUGUCUCUUUGAGGACCUGAAAUGCCUUUGCUCGGCGGCAUCCUCGUCCUUCCAGAGAGGCAGGACCGUUUGGAUUGGUGAGAGCGAACAAGGAGGGCGGCAACGCCAAGAGCUCCUCCCGAAUCCCGCCCCCUCGUUCCGGCGCUGGGUGCCCGGGUGCUGAGCGGCUCCAGAGCUGCUGGGGGCAGAGGGCCGCCCGCUUCCGCCCCGCGCACACGCGGCCUGGGCAGAAGCACGUCCCACCUGGGGACCCCCUUUCUUUCUGGGCUCCGGCGCUUCCGCCUCCGGGGCGGAGACUCCUCCCCUCUCCGUCCCAGUCGCCUUCCCGGGGAGAGCGGCCCGAACAGCCUCCGCCCGCCGGCCCCCUCCCGCAGCCCGGCCGCCCCGGCCCUCGCGGCUUCAGCACCGCGGACAGCGCCCCGCCCGCGGCAUGGCCCUGCGCUCCGGCCCCGCCGCGCUGCUGCUCGGCUGCGGCCUCCUCGGGCUGCGCGCAGGCGUCUGGGGUACUGACACGGAGGAGCGGCUAGUGGAGCACCUCCUAGAUCCUUCCCGGUACAACAAGCUCAUUCGCCCAGCCACCAAUGGCUCUGAGCUGGUGACCGUUCAGCUCAUGGUGUCGCUGGCCCAGCUCAUUAGUGUGCAUGAGCGGGAACAGAUCAUGACCACCAAUGUCUGGCUGACCCAGGAAUGGGAAGAUUAUCGCCUCACCUGGAAGCCUGAGGAGUUCGACAACAUGAAGAAGGUUCGGCUCCCUUCCAAGCACAUCUGGCUGCCGGAUGUGGUCCUAUACAACAACGCCGACGGCAUGUACGAGGUGUCCUUCUAUUCCAACGCCGUGGUCUCCUAUGACGGCAGCAUCUUCUGGCUGCCGCCCGCCAUCUACAAGAGCGCCUGCAAGAUCGAGGUGAAGCACUUCCCCUUCGACCAGCAGAACUGCACCAUGAAGUUCCGCUCGUGGACCUACGACCGCACGGAGAUCGACUUGGUGCUCAAGAGUGACGUGGCCAGCCUGGACGACUUCACGCCCAGUGGCGAGUGGGACAUCGUGGCGCUGCCGGGCCGGCGCAACGAGAACCCGGACGACUCCACGUACGUGGACAUCACGUACGACUUCAUCAUCCGGCGCAAGCCCCUCUUCUACACCAUCAACCUCAUCAUUCCCUGCGUGCUCAUCACCUCGCUGGCCAUCCUCGUCUUCUACCUGCCGUCCGACUGCGGCGAGAAGAUGACGCUGUGCAUCUCCGUGCUGCUGGCGCUCACCGUCUUCCUGCUGCUCAUCUCCAAGAUCGUGCCGCCCACCUCGCUGGACGUGCCGCUGGUGGGCAAGUACCUCAUGUUCACCAUGGUGCUGGUCACCUUCUCCAUCGUCACCAGCGUGUGCGUGCUCAACGUGCACCACCGCUCGCCCACCACGCACACCAUGGCGCCCUGGGUCAAGGUCGUGUUCCUGGAGAAGCUGCCCGCGCUGCUCUUCAUGCAGCAGCCGCGCCACCGCUGCGCCCGCCAGCGCCUGCGCCUGCGGCGGCGCCAGCGCGAGCGCGAGGCGGGCGCCCUCCUCUUCCGAGAAGCCCCCGGGGAGCCGGCGGGCCCGGCGCAGAGCUGCGGGCUCCGCGCGGCGGUGGACGGCGUGCGCUUCAUCGCGGACCACGUGCGCAGCGAGGACGACGACCAGAGCGUGAGCGAGGACUGGAAGUACGUCGCCAUGGUGAUCGACCGUCUCUUCCUGUGGAUCUUUGUCUUCGUCUGUGUUUCCGGCACCAUCGGCAUGUUCCUGCAGCCUCUCUUCCAGAACUUCUCCGCUGCCUCCUUCCUGCACGCGGACCGCUCGGCGCCCAGCUCCAAGUGAGGCCCUCCCCGGCCCGCGCUCCUUCGGCUCCUUCGCCCGUGCCCUCUGUUGCCAGUAGUUGGGGCGGAGGUGGGACAAGUGAGCAGGGGGCGGGGAGGGGGGGAGGCUGCCGCGGAUCCAUUCUUGCCCGCCCCCCCGGGCCCCUCCCCAGCACCUGUGGCGGCACACGGCGGCCGGCCUGUCCCCUUGCACCGGCCAGGCAGGCUGGUGGGGCACGAAGGCUGACGAGGGAGAAUGGGGAUGUGGGCCUUCCACGCCGAGGGAGGAGUGGCAGGGUGGGGCCGACUCCGGCUGACCUGAUGGAGGGCCACCCGGCCUUUCGGGCGCAGGGAGGGAGGGGCCGGGGGCGGGCCUGAGUGUGGCCCGAUGGGUGGACAGCGCCUGGGCUGGGGCGUCUGCGGGCGGGGGUGGGGGCUCACCUGGCGCUGUGGUCGGAUUCCUGGGAGGGGGGGGCCUGCAGCCCAGCCCCACAGCCCUCCGCUCCUAAGGGGCCCCGGAGCCCCAGCUCCCUCUGCACCCCUUCCUUGCUCAGGCCAGGGUGUGGGGGGCAAGGCUGGGUAUCGGGGGAGCCUCUGAGUUCUGAGGGUGCGCAGUGCGAGCUCGCCGGCUGCUUCUGGCCCCCUGAACUGACCGGGCGUUUGGAGUCAGGAAACCAAAGCUGUCGGCCUUAAGCUGACCCAGCCUCUGUGCCCUCCGCAGAGGGCGCCGGGCAGGAAGCGGUGGCGCCGCCCCAGCCCUCCCCCGCCGGCCAGACCCGAGCUGGGGCGAGGCACGCCGCGUUGCCGCCUCCGGCUCCUCACGGGGCAUGGUCUUUGCCUCUGUCCCUGGGCCCCCGGAGGCCGUGUUCGCUCCCUGCUCCCAGCGACCAGCUGGGGACCCCCUGGCCUCUCAGCCCCGUCAACAGGCCUCCGAUGGGCCUCCUGCCCCCAUCCCUGCCACGGGAGUGGCUCCGAUUUGCGGUCCCAGCCCGUCCUCGGUGCCACGGAGGGGUCAGUCCGCCCGGUGUAGCCAAAGGGCCGGCCGGCACGCCGUGCUGUCCUCCGCAGCCCAGCCGGCCUCCCGCUUCGGCAGGCACGGCAGAGGCGGGGGCGGUGCCAACGGGUGGGGGCCCACAUGGCACAGGCCAUGGGGCCAGACGGGCUCAGCGUGGGUUCUAGUCCUGGCCCACCACCUGCUCGCUCGGCCACGGGAACAAGUCUGUUCGCCCUGCUGGGCCUCGGAGCCCUCAUCUCCACCAUGGGGGCGGGACUGCCUCUUCGGGGGGGGGGGGGGGGGGGGAG